Closterium sp. NIES-65 is the source of this 987-nucleotide messenger RNA. The record is from the annotation of a GenBank genome assembly. NCBI's taxonomy places the organism in Eukaryota, Viridiplantae, Streptophyta, Zygnematophyceae, Desmidiales, Closteriaceae.
AUGCCGCCCCUGGACCCCAGAAGCCGCCCCUGGACCCGGUACGCCUUGUGCUGCCCGUGCCUGUGCUGCCCGUGCCUGUGCUGCCCGUGCCUGUUGCUGCCCGUGCCUGUGCUGCCCGUGCCUGUGCUGCCCGUGCCUGUGCUGCCCGUGCCUGUGCUGCCCGUGCCUGUUGCUGCCCAUGCCUGUGCUGCCCGUGCCUGUUGCUGCCCGUGCCUGUGCUGCUCGUGCCUGUGCUGCCCGUGCCUGUGCUGCCCGUGCCUGUUGCUGCCCGUGCCUGUGCUGCCCGUGCCUGUGCUGCCCGUGCCUGUGCUGCCUGUGCCUGUUGCUGCCCGUGCCUGUGCUGCCCGUGCCUGUGCUGCCCGUGCCUGUUGCUGCCCGUGCCUGUGCUGCCCGUGCCUGUUGCUGCCCGUGCAUGUGCUGCCCGUGCCUGUUGCUGCCCGUGCCUGUGCUGCCCGUGCCUAUGCUGCCCGUGCCUGUGCUGCCCGUGCCUGUGCUGCCCGUGCCUGUUGCUGCCCGUGCCUGUGCUGCCCGUGUCUGUGCUGCCCGUGCCUGUGCUGCCCGUGCCUGUUGCUGCCCGUGCCUGUGCUGCCCGUGCCUGUGCUGCCCGUGCCUGUGCUGCCCGUGCCUGUGCUGCCUGUGCCUGUUGCUGCCCGUGCCUGUGCUGCCCGUGCCUGUGCUGCCCGUGCCUGUUGCUGCCCGUGCAUGUGCCGCCCGUGCCUGUUGCUGCCCGUGCCUGUGCUGCCCGUGCCUGUGCUGCCCGUGCCUGUGCUGCCCGUGCCUGUGCUGCCCGUGCCUGUUGCUGCCCGUGCCUGUGCUGCCCGUGCUUGUGCUGCCCGUGCCUGUGCUGCCCGUGCCUGUGCUGCCUGUGCCUGUUGCUGCCCGUGCCUGUGCUGCCCGUGCCUGUGCUGCCCGUGCCUGUGCUGCCCGUGCCUGUUGCUGCCCGUGCCUCGUGCUCGCGCCCCCGUGCGCUCUGCUACUUGGAGCUAG